Messenger RNA from Syngnathoides biaculeatus (alligator pipefish), 2176 nucleotides. Its product is annotated as golgin subfamily A member 6-like protein 22. Bases 585 to 1940 code for a protein of 451 amino acids. The transcript has 9 exons. The record is from RefSeq and is a predicted model, not a curated record. Lineage: Eukaryota; Metazoa; Chordata; Actinopteri; Syngnathiformes; Syngnathidae.
AGCUCAGGGAUCGAAAAUGGCCACCGUUCGAGGCAGCACAACAGGUGACGUCACGUGAAAACAACCCAUAGAGCUCGUGCACCUACGUCACCGAAAUCACAUAUGAAAUUGGAGUGUAAAUUCGCUUCCGCUUGUCUUGGACAACUGGAUAUACACAUGUAUCUGGGUGGAAAGUGGUGUGAUCGCUGUGUGAAAAUGUGUGCAAGAAGUAGGGCAGAGUACGAAAAGGAACUUUCAGGCCCAAAAGAAGAGAAGAAGCCACAACGUCAACUACUGGACGCUGUGUUCAAUCUGCAGCCUCAAAUUGUGCUAUGCAGAGCAGGUGAUGUGGUUCUGUUGGCUUCAUCAGACCGUGAUCUCCAACGCUUACUGGAGCAGUUUGCAGCCGAGUGUGAAGUGGCAGGGAUGAGAAUGAGCACCUCCAAAUCAAAGACCAUGGUCCUCAGUUGGAAAAGGUUGGCGUGCCCUAUCCGGGUCAGGGACGAGACCAUGUCCCAAGUGGAGGAGUUCAAGUAUUUUGGGACAUCACUGAAAAUCUUCGGACUAAGUGGCAGGAAACAGAGCCCUCUCAUAUUAAAGAGGAAAUGGAGGAUGAGGAAGUGCACCACAUUAAAGAAGAAGAGGAGAUGAUUUUUAUUAAAAAUAAGGCGGAAGAAGUGCAACACCACAUCAAACAGGAAGAGGAGGAUAUCACCAAGUUUCCAAUGACUUGUGUCUCUUUGAAGAGUGAAGAUGAAGGUCAAAGUGAGGAGAGCAGAGGGUCGGAGCCUCCAAGCAGCAGCUCAAGUCAACACAUGACAACAGAAGGUGAUGGAGACUACAAUGGAGACUCACACCCAGCAAUCUCUUUAGAGGAAAAAGAACAGCAGGAGGAAGAGCACGUCCGAGAAGUAAGGCACCAUGUGACACCCCCUGGAGACCCUAAACACCAUGAAAACCCCAGUGAUGGCGGUCCGACAAAGAGACAAAAGAAGCAGAGAAAGGAUUGCAGGAUCCUGGACCGGGCUGUUGAGGAUAGUUUGGUGGAGUUUUUCCGCCAAAACGAACUGCUGUGGAACUCACUGAAGACAGAUUACAGGAACAAGGCGAAGAGGCAACGGAUACUCGAGACCAAAGCCACAGAACUACAGAUCAGUGUGGACCACUUGUGGACCUGGUUCAAGUCCCUCAGGGACAUGUUCACAAAGAUGGACAAGAAGAAGAGUGAGGAUGGCCAGAAACAGUUGACGGAAAGGGAGACAUGGAUAAAAGAGAAAUUUGGAUUUUUCCACCAAGCUAUCAACCACCGCUCGAAGCCCGUCAAGAGUUUGAAGGCAAUCAUAGCCGAAAGUCAGGGCGACCUGGAUAAGGCUGAGUGGGCCGCGGCGGAGGAGAGGGUUGAAGUUGACGAGUUUGAUGACAACGUCACAGAACGUCAACCCACCCAAGCCUUGUCUGUUUCCUCCGACAUUGCGACCCUCCAGAGGCAGUCCAAGGAGAGCGGCGACAUUCUGACGAUGCUGCGUGAUCAACUCCCGCCUCCUGAGCCAGUCACCGAAAGGACCACCUACGCCGCCUACGUCAAAAGUGUGCUGUUGGGGCUGAAUUCAAAGGACUUUCGCCGGGCCCGAAAAGGCAUCAACAAGGUCCUGAAGCCUUUCUGCGAGUCGGAGUCAAGUGACGAAGACAGUGAGAACCGGUCCAAUAGAGCCCCCUCCAGACAGGACUCGAUUCAGUCAUUUUUCACUGGUGACACACCCUCGUCGCAACCCCGCUCGAGCAAGAAGCUGUUCCAGUGUCAGCACGAGUGCCAGUCACAGCAAAGAAGUUGGCAGCCACCUCCCAGUGAGUGGGGAACACCAACCCCCCAAGCCGUUUCAGUGUUCAACUCCGUGGACUCUGCCUACAUGCCCACAAUUCAAGACCAGCAGGGCUGUGAGUCACAUUAUCGGAAAUACUGACUAUACUACGAUAUUUUGAAUACCAAGUGAAAGGCAAUUGUUAAUUUCCUAUUAUUAUUUUUUAAAUGCAGUUGAAGGUGAUCUAGGUUAAAACUCAGGGGUGCUGGAUGAGGCCGAGCAUUUGUAUUAAAAUGUAAUUAUGAUUAUCAUUUCCUUUAAUUGUUUUAUAUCAUGUUUAUUUGCUAUUAUUUCUGUGAUUUAGGAAAUAACAGGUGUUAUACGGGUGAUUCAUUUUU